Centruroides sculpturatus (bark scorpion) is the source of this 3030-nucleotide messenger RNA. RefSeq lists its product as uncharacterized. The record is from RefSeq and is a predicted model, not a curated record. The transcript is spliced from 3 exons. Lineage: Eukaryota; Metazoa; Arthropoda; Arachnida; Scorpiones; Buthidae.
AUGAUGAUUAUAAGUACCAAAAAAGAUUUAUUAGAGGAAGAAGGUGUUUAUCGGAUAGAAUGCACUUGUAACAACCCUAGUUUUUAUGUUGGUGAAACAAAACGAAGAUUAAAGAUUCAACUGUCGGAACAUCUGGCUGCCGUAAGGUUAAAAAUUAGUAAUUCUCCUGUCUUCCAACAUUGUAAUAGUAAUAUUUGUCAGAUUAAUACUAAUAAAUUUGUUAAGUUCAGUUGUAACAUGUGUCAGGUGUGUGGAUGUAAGCAAGUGGUGAUGGACAGUCCACAGCUUGGUCACACAUGUCAGUUGUUCAGGUACGAUAUUUCUAGUUUAUUAAAAAUGGAUCUAAAAACAUUGUCAAUAAAAAAGAGAGUUGUCAAGAGUAGUUUUACUAGACUAAGAGAGAAAAUUCUGGGGAAUGUUGACGACUCAGAUAAUGUGCAACUUGAUCUUUACCGUUCGAAAUUGGGUGCAAUUGCUAAUGAAGUAAAGGAAGUCUUUGAUAAACUGUUUGAUAUUUGUAAGGAAGACGAAAUAGAACAAUAUAUUGAGGAAAGUCAAAUAGCACAAGAUUCGAUUGAUGAGUUGAUAUUAGUGAUAGAUAGAACAAAUCUAAAAUUGGAAAAUAGUAAUAGUAUAUCCAACGUUGAUAAAGCUAGUGGAAUGUCAGAUUUAAAAUUACCUAAAUUGACAUUGCCCUCAUUUAGUGGUAGUUUUGAGGAAUGGUUGCCAUUUAGUGACCUGUUCCAAGCAGCUAUUACAAACAAUGGAAAAUUGUCAGGUGCUCAAAAACUACAGUAUUUAAAGUGUUCAUUAAAAGAAUAAGCUUUAAAAAUUAUACAAUCCCUAUCCAUUUGUGAUCGAAAUUUCGAAAUUGCAUGGGAACUACUUUCCCAACGGUAUUCUCGGAAAAGAGAAUUGGUAGCUUCGUUAAUUAAGAAGAUAUUGAGUUUGCCAACAUUAAAUUAUGAAAAUGUGGCACAGAUUUUAAAUAUUGUUGACUCAACUACAGAGUGUAUUCGAUCCUUAGAAGCUCUAAAUUUUAAUAUAGAUGAGUUUUCGAGCAUAUUAUUUAUGUUCAUUAUUCAAUUUAAAUUGGAUGCAACAACCAGAGGCUGGUGGGAGCGCUCACUUAAAGGUGAUGAUAUUCCUCCAUUAAAUGACUUAUUAGAAUUUUUGAAGGGUCAUGUUAGAACUCUACAGCCAACCAAAACACAGAUGAAUAAAAGAUUCAUGCCUAAGGUUACAUCUCUCUCGUCUCAAAUGAAGGGACAAUGUGCAUGCUGUAAGGGAGACCACGCUUUAUACAAAUGUACUAAAUUUCAGAAGCUUAAGGUACAGGACAGAAUAGAGUUAGCAAAAAGGGAAGGUUUGUGCUUUAAUUGUUUGUCGAAAAAUCACAGGGUGAGAAAUUGCACUGUCAAUGCUUCUUGUUUAAACUGCAAGAGAAGACACAACUCACUCUUGUGUUAUGGAAAGGAAAGAAAUUCCAUCUCUAAGGUAGACUCCGAGUCAAAUCCACAAACUAGCCUUUCAUCCAUGAAUUCAAGUAUAUGUCCUGAGAUGACGAAAGAGACAAUUUGUAAGUCAAUUUGUGCCUCACAUUGUGAAGGAGGGUCAAGAAAGAAUGCAAACAACCAAGUUCUAUUAUGUACUGCUCAAAUUAAGGUUUUAAAUUCUAACAACGAAUGGGUAGAAUGUCGAUGUUUAUUAGACUCAGGAAGUCAGAGAUCAUUUAUUUCUAAAGAGUGUGUGACAAAAUUAGGAUUAAAUGUAAGGGACAGUACAAUUUCGGUUUCAUGUUUAGGCGCAUUCACCACUAUGAGCAAUGGAGAGGUUGAAUUGAUAUUUACUUCACAUUUUAAAAGUGAACUGCGUGCUUCUACUUCUGCCUUUGUAAUAGAAAGAGUCACUGAAAACCUUCCAUAUGUUUCAUUACCUUCAGAGAUUUGCACUGACUUUAGUGAUCUUAUUUUGGCCGAUCCUUUCUUUUAUAUUUCAAGGAACAUAGAUAUCCUGUUUGGCGUAAAUGUAUUUCUGUCGUUAAUCAAUGGAAAUUUAAUUAAACGUAGUAUGAGCUGUCCAUUUGCAUUGAGUUCUAAAUUGGGUUGGAUUAUCUCAGGCAAAGUGACCUUUGAAUCCCAUGAGCCCAACAGAGUUGUGGUGAAUCAUUCGUGUGUAAAAACGGAUGAGUUAGUGAGAUCAUUUUGGGAACUUGAAAAUAUUCCCUCAUCUCGAUUAUUAAGUACUGAGGAAAAGUUGUGUGAAAUUCAGUUCGAGAAAAGUGUUUGGAGAGAUGAUCACGGACGAUAUUAUGUUGCAUUACCCUUUAAACCCGAUAGAAAGGCGUUAGGAGAUUCUCGUGUUGCUGCCCUUAGAAGACUUUACAGUUUAGAAAGGAGACUCGCUAUGAAGCCAGAUAUCUAUAAUCAGUACCGACAAUUUAUGCAGGAAUAUUUGUCGUUAGGACAUAUGGAGUUAAUCUCACCUAAUUGUAAAGACUUAGAAAAUCAACAUUAUUAUAUCCCUCAUCAUUAUAUAAUAAAGGAAUCAAGUUUAACGACCAAGUUGAGAGUAGUGUUUGAUGGCAGCACAAAAUCUUCAUCAGGUAUUUCCCUUAAUGAUACCUUAAUGAUUGGUCCAAAAACCCAGGAAGAUUUGAUUAAUAUACUUUUAAGAUUUCGUUGUCACAAUAUUGCAAUAACAGCUGAUAUCAAGCAGAUGUAUCGACAGGUGAAGGUUAGACCUGAGGAUUGUGACUUUCAACGAAUAGUUUGGAGAGAGAGUUCAGAAAUGCCAAUACAAACUUUUCGUCUUAACACAGUCACCUAUGGAACAACAUCAGCUCCAUAUUUGGCUACGAGAGCUUUGAAGCAGUUAGCGAUUGAUGAGAGUGUAGAGUUUCCGAGAGCCUCAAAAAUAGUAUUGCGAGAUUUCUAUGUGGAUGACAUGUUGACUGGCGUAAACAACUCUGAAAUGGCGCACAAAACUGACGAAUUAGAAGAAGACGGAUACGAACGUUUGCAAGUAUAA